Molecule: messenger RNA, 7492 nt
Organism: Osmia lignaria (orchard mason bee)
Lineage: Eukaryota; Metazoa; Arthropoda; Insecta; Hymenoptera; Megachilidae
Product: discoidin domain-containing receptor 2
Biological process (GO): positive regulation of phosphatidylinositol 3-kinase/protein kinase B signal transduction; positive regulation of kinase activity; cell surface receptor protein tyrosine kinase signaling pathway
Cellular component (GO): plasma membrane; signaling receptor complex
Molecular function (GO): ATP binding; collagen binding; protein tyrosine kinase collagen receptor activity
Source: RefSeq, a predicted model, not a curated record
AUGAUCCUCAGUUCGUCACGGGGUCGCGAGGGGUACGCAUUGGCUUUGUCGAUUGGCCGUAUCCACGCUCGUUCGUCGCAACGCGCGAAAAUCGUACAAACUCGUUGAAACAUUUUUCCGUCGCGUGCAAACGUAGUUUCCUCGAUCGUGAACCGAUUAACCCGUUCGAUCAGUGUCUCUCUGUGCGGUGUCAUGUCGCGAAGUUACACGUUACGCGCGUGAUUCGACGUAACGAGGAAGACAGUGUGCUCCCAAGGACAAAGCGAGUGUAAAUCAACAUCCUGCGCCACGAGAAAGAAGCGAACUACUCCGGCUGUUCUUGUUGUCAUCAAACGUUGACGAGGCAGAAAUGGCACGGCCAGAGUCACGGUGAGAAAAGGGCGAGGGUGAAGCCCUCGCGCGAGACGAGAGCUAUGGUGAAAAGCUUCGGUUUCUUCGCCAGAAGGGCAAUACCUGCCUGCCACCAUCUUUUCCUUUUUCUCGCACUGGCCGCAACUACGACCGCCGUAGACCUCUCCCAAUGCAUCGCGCCGCUCGGCAUGGAAUCCGGCGCGAUCCCGGACGCGGAUAUCACGGCCAGCUCUACCUUCGACACAGGAAACGUCGGACCACAGCUAGCACGAUUAAAAGUGGAGAAUCUCGGUGGCGCAUGGUGUCCCAAGAAUCAGAUCACCCAAGAAGCUCGAGAAUGGCUUGAGAUCGACCUUCAUACGGUUCACUUGAUCACAGCUACCGCCACCCAAGGUCGUUUCGGCAAUGGUCUCGGCGUUGAGUAUGCAGAAGCGUAUCUGCUCGAGUACUGGCGACCACGUCUGGGCAAGUGGGUUCGAUACAGAGAUAUCAAAGGGAAAGAGGUAAUACAGGGUAACACGAACACGUAUUUGGAGUCCAAGCACGAGCUGGAGCCACCUCUGUGGGCGAGCAAGAUCCGUUUUCUGCCCUACAGCCAUCACACGCGGACGGUUUGCAUGCGGGUCGAGCUGUACGGAUGUUACUGGAGCGAUGGUGUGGUAUCCUAUUCGAUGCCCCAAGGUGAUAAAAGGGGUAAUGGAUGGGAGUUCUUCGAUGCCACCUACGAUGGACACUGGGACGGUGAGCUGCGUCGUGGCCUGGGUCAGUUGACAGACGGCAGGACUGGUCCUGAUAACUUUAAAAUGGGAUAUUAUGAUAACGAUCGUAACCAGGGAUGGGUCGGUUGGAGGAACGAUACACGUGGACAGCCGGUCGAGAUCAAGUUCGAAUUCGACAAGGUCAGAGAAUUCUCGGCCAUUCAUAUCUACUGCAACAACCAGUUCACCAAGGAUGUUCAGGUGUUCUCCCAUGUGGACAUACUGUUCAGUAUAGGAGGCAAAUACUACACAGGUGAACCGAUCACAUACACCUACAUGGAGGACAAGAUUUUCGAAUCAUCGCGAAACAUCACCAUCAAACUCCAUCAUCGCGUAGGUAAAUACGUGAAAUUGAGGCUUCACUUCUCGUCCAGGUGGAUCUUGAUCAGUGAGGUGACGUUCGAUUCUGACGUGGCUCACGGUAACUUCACGCCCGAGGAAGCACCGACAACCGAGUCACCUAUUCAGAGCGACGUCUUCGUGGAGAAAAACGGUGCCGCGGAGGGUGAACUUCCGGUCUCGACAGCGAAGCACGACGACCCGACGUACAUGGCGGUCGUGAUCGGCGUGCUAACCGCCGUGAUCCUUCUGCUCGCCGUGGCGAUAUUUCUGAUUGUCUCGAGGCAUAGGCAACGCAAGUGUUUCGCAAGUCCCAUGACCGGCAAGGCGCCAUCUCAUCUUGGAUCUACCUGUGCUACCGUGGAAAAAGGAGCUGCAUUGAUGGCGUAUACCUUGGAGGACGACGAAAGAUACGCCGGCGGUUCGUUACCGACGCUGCCACGGGACCUGGGGAACCGUCUUUUGGACAUCGUAAAGCUCGACGACUAUCAAGAACCGUACCAGGCAUUAAAGUACGCGCCGUACUACAGCUACAGCACCGUCGUUAUGGAGAUGAAAGACAUGAUGCUGAACAACAAGGGCAGCAACAUCAAUCACUCAGCCAAGCCCUCUCCACCUGCUCCUCUGUUCAACGCCCGUUCCUCCUUUGCUAUAUCAUCCACAGCGGUGUACGCGAACGGUGCAGUUGACACAUCGUACGAUUAUGCGGUACCGGAACUCGGCACGGUCCCCCUGCUCAACCAGGACGGCACAGGACGAGCGGCUGCCGUUUCCACCGGAACCACCGACCAGGACAGCAUCUUCUCCAAGACUUCCUCUCGCAGCAGUAAGACGGAAAAUAAGAAGUCGCCGACUCAACAGGAGGUACUUUCGGCCCUGAAGAGACGUCUGGAGCAGACGAGCGUACCGCUCUUCCCACGGCAUCGCCUCCGCAUGCUCUCGAAACUUGCCGAAGGGGCCUUUGGAACGGUGUACGUGGCAGAAGCCGAAGGGAUACCGGAGUACGGAUCGACCACCACCGUUGGCAAGCGUCUCGUCGCCGUCAAAUUUUUACUGCCCGAAGCCAGCGAGAAGGAAAAGUUGGAUUUUCAACGAGACGUGAGGAUCCUGGCAGCCCUGGAGGACCGCAAUAUCGCGCGAGUCCUGGGAGCCUGCUGUCGCGAGGAACCAUACUGCGUUGUGAUGGAGUACCUGGAACACGGGGAUCUCUGUCAGUUCCUGAAAACUCAUAUCACUGCUGAUGAUGCUCAUUCCAUGCCGAUCGGCGUUAAAACACUCAGUUUCAACUGUCUCAUCUACAUGGCGGCUCAGAUCGCAUCGGGCAUGCGGUACCUGGAGAAUCUGAACUUUGUUCACCGGGAUCUGGCUACUAGGAAUUGCUUGGUGGGCAAAGCUUAUCACAUUAAAAUCUCGGAUUUCGGUACGGACAACGAAUUGUACGCGUGCGAUUAUUACAAAGUCGAUGGCACCGUGCCCCUGCCGAUACGCUGGAUGGCCUGGGAAUCCAUAUUUUUGGGCAAGUACACGACGAAGAGUGACGUAUGGGCGUUCGCGGUGACCCUAUGGGAGAUCUUGAACCUCGGCAGACGCGUUCCCUACGAGCACUUGUCGGACGAGGAAGUGGUCCAGAGCCUGCGACGAUUACAUCGGGCGACCGACUGCAACGACACCGGUGGCGAGAACAAUUGCAAAGAGAAUAACGAUAAUCUAUUCGACUAUUUACCACAACCGAUCGCCUGCUCCAAGGAUAUCUACGAUCUCAUGCUGGACUGUUGGCGACGCGAGGAGACCGAGAGGCCGACCUUCCGAGAAAUCUCCAUGUUUCUCCAGAGGAAGAACCUUGGAUACGCGCCUACAUCCUGAUACUGAACGUCCAGGAUAGUCGAUGAGCACGAUAAUCGUGGCGCUUGCCACGCGUGCCCGGCUAAAAAUCAUUCAAACGUCGACCGACGGACGAUCGAUGACACGUUCUAUCCUCACUGGAUAACCGUAAGAACGAGAUUCUGAAAUGAUUGUAACAGAGAAGUUCGAUGAUACAUCGAAGAAUCGGAUACAACGACAAGGUCCCUGGCUCGGUUCCCGUCAACGAAAAUGAACGAGUUUCUUAGGUUUUCUGAUAGAAGUUAAUCGGAAGACGACUUCCAGGCAGGUGGAUACUCAAGCUUCGUAAUAUUCCCUUAGUAUGUAAGGGAAAUCGUCGGGAUCUCGGCUUGUUUAAGGGUAGAAAAUACAAAUCGCGGAACUGUGAAUUCGACAAUCGAACGAAGAGAACGUUAGGCGAUACUUUGUUCGUCAAAGUUGCAGAGAAUCUCGUGGAUCUCGGUGGUCCUUAAUGAUCGUCGAGAAUUUAGGAGCAAUAUCGUGUAAUCGUAAAGCUGUGAACAUUCCUGCAUGGGUUUAAAUACGUAUCUUCGAGGUAAAUAGGGGAUAUUCGUUACUUAAGGAGUUAGAAGUUAUAUCUUCUUGGAGUACGCGCUAUUUCUGGUAGCGAGACAAAAUUCGGAGAGGAAAUUGUGAAAAUGGUAAGAAAUCGCAUCGGCACUUAUGGCAAUAUACGGUAAAUAAAUCUCCUCGAUGGGUUUUUGAUCGAUGAUAAUGAUUGUACGUGUAUAAAAUGAUGUGUGAAUGAGGGGUGUUUGUGGAAACGUGUAGGUGGUUAAAAUUCGUCGUGCGUAAAUUAAUCGUAAUCAUUAGACGCUCAUUAAGCUUUUCUGAUUCGAACGAUUCGACGAAGCGAACGAAGACUGUCGAAUUUCGUGUUUUAUUGUACACGAUGGAAUCUCUCUUUUAGAAAAAAUUACAUCGACGCUGAACUUUCAAUCGGUUCAGCUCGCACGGGAAAAUCCGACGAUAUCAUAUUAAUUCACGAGGGUGAGAACGGUAGAGAUAUUUGUUGGAAGGGGUGGUGGCUCGCACCACGGACUAUGACACAUCAUAAUUGUAACUUUAUAUGAUAGGCGGGAUCAAUACAAACACAAAGAAAAAAAAAUGAACUAGUAUAUUGUACAUAUAGGCGUACAUCGAGAAAUUAACAGAAAAGAAAAAGAUCAUUAUAUCAUUGCGAAACUAAACGACGAGAUUAGCAACGAUCAAACAAUUCGAGGUAUAGUCCUUGGAACUGGGUUCCUUUCUGUCUCUACUAAACAUGGUUUCAGUAAAAAAAAAAUGAAACGGGUUCUUCUGGAGAUGGAACAGAAUUGUUCGAUGCGAAACUCGAAACAUAUCGGGUGCUUCGUUUCAGAGGGAAACGAAGCUAUAAGGGUAGGAGAUACGACGAAUUUGUAAGAUUUCAUGGUAAAAGAAACACUGUUCGUUUAGCGAUGCUAUUCUCGCGUCAUUCAACUAAUUAACCAUUCGAAUCGUUAUGUUCCAUGUAUUUAUACCGGAUGAAUACUAUUAAUAGCAUUCGCAAUAUCUAGUUGGUAGGUGAUGUUACCGUUACAACAUUAAAAAUACUAUUUAUAUAUCUUAAUGUAACGCCGCGUAAAGGAGUAGAUUAAUACCAGAGACAUAGCCAUUCGUAUAUAAAUCGUACGCGCGUUGAAUUUAAACGUAACAAAGAUCGCUUCCCUCUGUGUUUGCCGACGAGGAAAAUAAAGAAAGGGGGGUUGAAAUGAUCGUAACUGAACACAGUGUAGCUAAGUCAAUGAAAUGAUCGUUAACGAAGAGACGAAUAAUUAAGAAACAUUUUUCCCUUAUUAAGGAUAAACGUAGAAUCAUUCAGGACCGUAGAAUUUUAUACGAAAAUCAGGCAAUUUCGUUCUCAUAGAGUAUAUUAGUGUGUUAAAGAAAAGUGAAAAAAAAAAAAGAAAAUAACGAAACCGCCGUCACUCGUGACAUUAAAAAAAAAAGAAAUUAUGAAUCAUAGUUGCGUUUAGAUUCAUCGAUGUAAGCAUAAUUGCUGCCUUUGGCUGUAUCGUUGCCCCCUACUGCUAACGAGUAACUCACUUGUCUACUCAUGUGAUAAUUUAAUAUAUCUCUGCGUAUCUACCUGUACCUACACCGGUUCGAAAAUCUUUGUAGCAAAAAGGAUCGUUUCUCUUGCGCUGCAUUCUAUCUAAAUUUUCAUGACCGACAGAACUAUCUUUCUUAGGGGAUGAAAUAAUAAUUAAAUAUACAUGGUGAAUUUGUUCUUAAAUUUUACUUGAUUCUUUUGAAAAAUAAGUGUAUUUAUAAUAAUUUUAGAGUGAUUAUUUUCAAGGUUUGUAAAGAGAGGUCUAAGAGGGGCUACAGCCCUGGCCCCACUUUCCAAGAGGUUCCAUUAUAAACUUUUCAUUUACUAUGCCAAGAAAUAUCGAAUGAAAUUUUUUUACUGUUGCUGUUUUUUUAAUAAAUUUCAAUUUUUGAAGCAAGAUUAGCAACCAAAGGGGCCCCGAGCCUAAUGAAUUUUGACAAAAUUUCACCGUCUACUGUAAGAUAUUCCGUCGGUAAAUAUUCUUUGCCAUAACUGCAUCGAUCGCUUAAAGAAACUCGUUUCAACGAACCUAAAUGUAUCAUUAACGUCGCUUCGAUUCGUGAGCUCCACGUUGAUUUGAACGAUCCCAAUUGAACGGGGUGAAUUGGCAAUCGGUGAAAUAUCCCACGAAGCCAAACGCGUAUCAAUUCUUUUUUUAUCCUCUAAUAAUUUCGCAACAAAGUGUAUGAUCGACAAUCAAGCCUCGAUGCUUCCGGGAUCGUUUAAUCUUCCAAGUUAAAGUUGAUGUUAAACGACAUCAACACCAGGAAGAGAAUCGCAAAAAAUGGAAUUGCUGUUUCCUUUCGUAAGUAUCAGUUUUACGCGCGAAUAUUGCAGAUUAUUAAUUUGCUGUUUUACAUGAUAGGAGAUAAGAAAAUUUUAAUUACUUUUCAAAAUAUCAAACGAUAAUAAGGGUAUCUCUCUUUACAAGAUGCAUUAUUAGUAUUAAGACUCUAUUUUCUCAUUCGAAUCGUAGACAAAUGUGUCUCGUAAUCUUAACCAAUAUCGAAUUAGAUUGCAAACAUAUCCUGAACCUCUCAAGCCUCGAAUUUUGUUGUAAGAAACGGUGUGAUCGCUUGAAGGAUUUGAUUUAGAGAUAAGGGAAUACGGGUUAAUCGAACGCAAAUCUGUCUACAACUCGAAAAUGAAAAUAAAUAAAAUCUAGUCUAUCACGGAGAUCGAAGAAUUGAUCUGUAGAUUAUUAAGUACCAUUUAAAUUCGUAGUUCGUUUUUAGGAAUGAAGCAACAGAAUCACAGAUACACAAGAAUUCUAUCAUGUAAAACAACUUCUCUAUGGAUUUGACUGUUUUAAGAAAAUUAUUAAAUUAUUGAAUCUAAUUUCUAACACAGCCGAUUGUUAAUCGGACGUGGAAUUAAGAGAAAUGUAGAGGUAAUCGCGGAAGACUGUGGAGAGCUCACCUAGCUAUAUAUCUUCUAUUCAGGCACAGGCAAUCUCUGGCUUUUAUCAUCGCGCAAUAUACAAUCAUGUUAUUCAAUUUUCAGUUACCAUCUACUGUUCAGAGACUAGGAGUAAAAAAAUAGGGAAAGAAAUGCGGGUACGAUUGGUCGUAGUCGAUACGUUACGCCUCACGCGCAUGCGUUCUAGAUCGUCGCGCGCUAUUGGCCGAUGCGAUCCACGCUAAUCGCGUCGCCUGACAAAGAACAAUUAGACUUCGCGACAAAGCGAGAUGGUACGAAGUCAGCAUUGCAGCGAGGAUCAAACGUCGGGACAAGGCGGAACGUGCGCUUGCUUACUUCUAGUCUCUGAACAUUACUUACUUUCGUGAAUCAAUCGUUUUCAAUUCUCAAUAACGUGCCGAAUUAUCUCUCGUCGCGUGUAACUAUCAGUAUUAAUUUCUCACCAGUGUCGUUCUCCUUCGUUGUUUUACAACGUUCAUCAUUUCUUUGCCUUCUCCUUUUUUCAAUAGAAACGAUAAAAUUUGAUAAAAAUGAAUGAUUUUCUUCCUAUUAAUUAAACGAUACGUUCUAAUAACAAUUAGCGGAAAAGCUGUAAAUACUGAAAUUAAAAAUGUUUGACGGAAAUUGAGUUUUCUGCUUGAAAAAGGAAACGGGGCGAGAGAAAAUGAGA